AACCUCCUCAAUAUUCUUAUUCAUUACACACAAUCCACCACAAACUGCCCAUUUUUCUAAAUCCAAAAAACCAUGAACAAUGUACAAGUUUUCAAUGCUUACGAUCGCCAAACCGAUCUCAAAGCUUUCCACAACACCAAAUUGGGAGUAAAGGGACUGGUCGAUUCCGGCGUUACCCAAAUCCCAAGAAUCUUCAGCCACGACGAUCAAUCCCCGUCCCUCAUCUCCUCCCCUGCUGCUGCUGUGGCGGAGAAAUUAGCCGGCGAAACAGAGGCCAAGAACUUAGCAAUCCCUGUUAUUGAUCUACAACAAACCCACAAAAACAGAGCAAAAAUAAUCAACGAAAUCAGAGAAGCCUCCGAGAAUUGGGGAUUCUUUCAAAUCCUUAACCAUGGAGUUCCGUUGCCCGUUAUGAAAGAGAUGAUGAACGGAAUCCGGCGGUUUCACGAGCAAGACGGCGAAAUGAAGAAGGAUAUUUACUCGAGAGAUUUUCAGAGGAAGAUUCUUUUCAAUACUAAUUUCGAUUUGUUCAAAGGGGUUUCGACGAAUUGGAGGGACACGUUGACGGUGGUGGUGGCGCCGCAUGGGGUGGAGCCGGAGGAGAUACCGGCGGUUUCUAGGGAGGCUAUUUUGGAUUUCUCGAGAAGGGUGAAGGAACUGGGAGACAUUUUGUUGGAAUUUUUGUCGGAAGGAUUAGGAGUGGCGCCAAAUCGGCUGAAGGAGUUGGGUUGUGGAGAGGGAAUGGUGAUGUUCUGCCAUUACUAUCCGCCGUGUCCUCAGCCGGAACUCACUUGGGGAACCACCGAUCAUACCGAUGGUUGUUUUCUGACGGUUCUUUUGCAGGAUGACUUCGGCGGCCUCCAAGUCCGCCAUGGCGAUCGGUGGGUGGAUGUUCAUCCCAUUGAAGGAGCUUUUGUUGUAAACAUUGGCGAUUUCAUGCAGUUGAUGUCCAAUGAUAGGUUCAAAAGUGUGAAUCAUAGGGUUUUAGCAAAUAAAGGAGGGCCAAGAAUUUCAGUGGCAAGUUUCUUUAGGUGCAAUCUUCCACCAGAAAAUGGUUUAGUUUUUGGACCUCUUAAGGAGUUAAGAUCAGAAGAAAAUCCAGACAUUUAUAGAGAAACAUCCAUCAAAGACUAUGUGGCUCACUACUAUCAGAAAGGCCUCAAUGGCAUAUCUGCUCUUGAACACUUCAAACUUUGAAGAAAAUAUGAUGCAAGUUUUAGUUAUGUUUGAAUGCACGCAUGUGUGGAAUCCAAUAUUAUUGUUUAAUAAUGUAUUUGAGAAAUAUGAUGUAGUGGCUUUUGGUUUAGAUGGAAAUAUCUAUCAAUAUGUUGAUAUAUCUGUAAAUCAGAAGUUUCGACUUUGAUAUAUUAAAUAUUAAUAGAUAUCUUCAAUAAUUAAGGAUUAA
Molecule: messenger RNA, 1405 nt
Organism: Benincasa hispida (wax gourd)
Lineage: Eukaryota; Viridiplantae; Streptophyta; Magnoliopsida; Cucurbitales; Cucurbitaceae
Product: 1-aminocyclopropane-1-carboxylate oxidase homolog 6-like
Source: RefSeq, a predicted model, not a curated record